This is a messenger RNA of Chanos chanos (milkfish), 1372 nucleotides long. RefSeq names its product retinol dehydrogenase 10b (gene rdh10b). The record is from RefSeq and is a predicted model, not a curated record. NCBI's taxonomy places the organism in Eukaryota, Metazoa, Chordata, Actinopteri, Gonorynchiformes, Chanidae. The transcript has 6 exons. Bases 287 to 1318 code for a protein of 343 amino acids. Gene Ontology annotation, molecular function: oxidoreductase activity, acting on the CH-OH group of donors, NAD or NADP as acceptor. Gene Ontology annotation, cellular component: lipid droplet.
CAGAAAGAAUACGACAGACAGAGCUUUAUAUCCUGUGAACUCCUCAUCUGAAGACUGAUCCUCAAGACACUUUUAAUUUUACGAAGAUCUUUUUUGUCGCGGUGCACUGACUCACUUGAUCGGUUCAAUCGUUGUUUGCAAAGAGUUUCUUAAACUUAGAUUUUGCAAACAGACAAUAGAACUGUAACUUCUGGACUUUGCAAGUCACCACUUUUUCAACAUCGGCUGUCAAGGCGAGAGGUCAUUUAAACUGUGAGCAAGUUGUUGUGCAUCGAAAACUUUCGACAUGAACAUCGUGGCUGAAUUUUUCGUAGUGUCUCUUAAAGUGGUUUGGGCUUUCAUAUUGGCUGGUGCGAAAUGGCUCAUUCGGCCACGGGAAAAGAGUGUGGCAGGUCAGGUGUGUGUGAUAACUGGAGCUGGAAGCGGUCUCGGACGGCUCUUUGCGAAAGAGUUUGCCCGGAGAGGGGCGACCCUUGUGCUUUGGGACAUUAACCGGCAAGGGAACGAGGAAACUGCCGAGAUGGUUCGACAAAUCUAUCGGGAUAUGUCAGUUUCUAAAGAGGGUAAGUAUAUUUCCUUAAAACCUCACGACGGUGUUCAAGACGUGCCUUUAAUCCAGCCACAAGUUUUCACAUAUUAUUGCGACGUCAGUAAACGCGAGAGCGUAUAUUCCACUGCAGAGAAGGUGCGAAGAGAGGUGGGCAACAUCGAUAUUCUCAUCAACAACGCCGGUGUAGUCUCAGGGCACCAUCUCCUGGAAUGUCCAGAUGAGCUCAUUGAGCGAACCAUGAUGGUCAACUGCCACGCUCACUUCUGGACUUCCAAGGCGUUUCUUCCCAAAAUGCUGGAAUUGAAUCACGGACACAUUGUGACUGUAGCCAGCUCUUUGGGAUUAUUCACAACUGCUGGUGUUGAGGAUUAUUGUGCAAGCAAGUUUGGAGCCAUUGGAUUUCAUGAAUCCCUCAGCCAUGAACUGAAGGCAGCUGACAAAGAUGGUAUUAAGAUGACUCUGGUCUGCCCAUUCUUAGUGGACACCGGCAUGUUUAAAGGCUGCAAAAUCAGAAAGGAGAUGGCUCCAUUUUUCCCACCACUGAAGCCAGAAUACUGCGUGAAGGAAGCUAUGAGAGCCAUCCUCACGGACCAGCCCAUGGUCUGCACUCCACGAGCUAUGUACAUGGUCACCUUCAUGAAAACAGUUUUGCCAUUCGAUGCUAUUGUAUGCAUGUAUCGGUUCAUCGGCGCCGACAAAUGCAUGUACCCUUUCCUGGCGCAUCGCAAGGAGUCCAUGAACAACAAUGAAGCAAAAUCGGGAAUGUAGAUGCCAAGGUCUAGUGAAGAAAAAGGACUGACAUUACAAGACUUAUUUCACCGA